CACCAGCCGGUUCAGGGUCAGUUGUGUGUGUCAGAUCCACAAUGGAGGUGGCGGUUGACGUGUAGUAAAUGAACCAAAAGCGUGUUCGAGGGACUCUAAUUAGAUGUCGUAGUUUAGAGACAGUGUAUUUACACUUAGAAACACUUGAUUUGUUCCCAAGUAUCACGACAUCAAGAUACUGUUGAGGUAUAGCUUUAUUUUUUUUUUUUUUUUCUGUUAUACGUAAACAUGUCCUUAAAACUGACCACUCAGGCGUACUGUAAGAUGCUGCUGCACGCUGCUAAAUACCCUCAUCGCGCCGUUAACGGGCUGCUGGUGGCUGAAAAACACAAAAAGAAGGACAGCCCAAGAAACUCGGUGCUGUGCGUGGAUUGUGUACCUCUGUUCCAUGGGGCACUGGCGUUAGCCCCCAUGCUGGAGGUGGCACUCACGUUGAUUGAUACAUGGUGCAAAGCGAACAAGUAUGUCAUUGCUGGCUAUUAUCAAGCAAAUGAGCGUAUAAAGGAAGCCAGACCAAACCAGGUAGCUGAGAAGGUUGCCGCCAGAAUCUCAGAAAACUUCAAUGAGGCUGCAAUGAUCAUGUUGGACAACAGCAGAUUCACAAUGGAGUGUUUUGUGCCUGUUCUCUUCAUCUAUGAUCAUCAUGAUAACAAGUGGAAGUGCAGAGAGCCAAGCACUGACUGCUUUGAAGAUUGGAUCGAGGCACAGAAGAUCACCGCAGCUCUUCUAGAAAGCAAAUCAUACGAGAGUCUUGUAGACUUUGACAACCAUCUGGAUGACUUACGAAAUGACUGGACCAACCCCGAGAUCAAUAAAUCCGUCUUGCAUCUAUGCUGAAGCCAUCCAGAGAUCCUGUCCACUUAACCGAACCAUCAGUGCUUAAAUGGAAUGCAUUUCUGACCCGUAUUCAGUACUGUUAUUAACGCACUCUCUCGCUCAGCGGAAAGAUUCGUGAAAGAGUAAAUAGGAUAUUGUAAGUGCUGCAUCCUCGGGUUUGAAAGCACCGAGGUCACUCCAGGAAACCGAUGUCAAAUAGGUUUUAUACCCGUUUCCAUGCAGUGGUUUGUAUAAGAUGCUAUCAGAUCAGACUGGUCUCAUUUAACUUGACUAAUUGCUAAACGUGAUCAUUUUAUCCCUUUUUUUUUGUGGUAAGAACCUUUAGGUUAAAUUACAGGUGUGGUUAUUUACUUAAAAUGCUCAAAAGAAAAUAUUGAAUUUUAGCGUACGAAUUAAUAUUGAUCGUUUGAUAAAACAUCAUUUGCUUUUACGUUGGAAACACAGCAGUAAUCUGUUAUUGGUGGAAGAAAAGUAUUUUUGGCUCAGACUUUUUAGUAAAUAAAGCGCUAGACCCUAGGUAUGAGGUCUUUAUGAUUGUAAAGUUUUAUUAAAAAAACAAAAAAUGAAAAAAUAGUCAUUGCGUUGUUGAAGAACGAUAGCAACGUUUUAUUUCUUUAGUACAAAAUUGUAUGAUUUAAAAUGAAGGCAAAACGUAUUAUUACACUUUUAGUUUUAACUGACAGUUAAGGUAAUGAACGUAAGCAGAGAUGACGAGGAACUGAUUAUGUGCUAUUUGGAUUGCAUUACAAGUUUUUGUAAUUACAUUAUAAGUCUCAUAAUCAGAAAUGCUAUGUGUUUGUCAUAUCCAGCGACCUUCAUUAUUCUUGCUGGUUUCAGAAUUGUAGACAAAAAUACAUCAUUUGAAGGUGUCCUUGUUAGAGCGUGACUAUAUGUUUAAGUACUGAGCAAUAAUAAAUAACUACGUGUACUUACUAUAUGAUUAUGGUUAGGAUUAGGGUUACAUGCAUGCAAUUAUGCAUAAUUUAUUGUUGUAAUGGUACAUAUAACGUGUAACAAGGGCACCUUUAAAAUAAAGUGUUGCUAAAACUUUAUUGAUUUGAAAUGAUUACUUUAAGUACCAAUUCGAUUUUAGGUUAAAAUAUCAAUAAUUUAACACGUUUGCAUGUUCAUGGUUCUAUGAUGGUUCUAUGACUUUAAAGUAAAUAAAAUAUUUCAGCUUUU
Molecule: messenger RNA, 2019 nt
Organism: Puntigrus tetrazona (Sumatra barb)
Lineage: Eukaryota; Metazoa; Chordata; Actinopteri; Cypriniformes; Cyprinidae
Gene: emc8
Product: ER membrane protein complex subunit 8
Exons: 5
Coding region: 229-837 (202 amino acids)
Cellular component (GO): EMC complex
Source: RefSeq, a predicted model, not a curated record